GGGAGUGGGCGGGCCACUUCUUGUUCUAUUCUACCUUGGGGCCUUCGUCCAGGGGUGCGGAAGCGGGCAGAAGCGGUCCAGGAAGGCAGCUGUUACAGACCCUCCCUAAACAUAGCUAGGGGGCCGUAAGUAACCAGGGCCGGCGUGUUCCUCAGGCCGCUCUAGCUAAAGGAACCAUAAAGAUCACAUUGCGACUUCUUCAUUUCCUCGUCUCUGUGGCUCCGCCUCCAGCUUCCGGUUCCGGGGAGGGGCCAAGUUGUCUUCCAGGUUUGGGGGCUCCGCAAUCCAGCUAGAAUGGCUGUAGUACCGCUGCUGCUGUUCGGGGGUUUGUGGGGCGCUGUGGGAGCAUCCAAUCUGGCUGUUGUUACUUGUGGCUCUGUGGUGAAGCUUCUCAAUACGCGCCACAACGUCCGACUGCACUCACACGACGUGCGCUAUGGGUCAGGUAGUGGUCAGCAGUCAGUAACAGGUGUAACCUCUGUGGACGACAGCAACAGUUACUGGAGGAUACGGGGGAAGACUGCCACAGUGUGUGAGAGGGGAACCCCCAUCAAGUGUGGCCAGCCCAUUCGGCUGACACAUGUCAAUACUGGUCGAAACCUCCAUAGUCACCAUUUCACUUCACCUCUUUCUGGAAACCAGGAAGUGAGUGCUUUUGGUGAGGAAGGUGAAGGAGAACAAUAUGGCCGACCCAUCAGUGGACAAAAAGAGGUGCAUGGUAUGGCUCAGCCAAGCCAGAACAACUACUGGAAAGCCAUGGAAGGCAUCUUCAUGAAGCCCAGUGAGUUGCUGAAGGCAGAAGCCCACCAUGCAGAGCUAUGAAUGUAGAGACUCUCAGCCAUUGUCACCACACAGUGUUUAUAGACAUAAUCUCUGCUUCACCCUGGGAACCCUGCCACAAGUUUCCUGGGCAGUGGCCAUAUCAGCACUGAGAUGUAGAUGCAUGACAGAAAAUAGUGGUUGUGUUUGGAAGCUUCAGCCCUUCACACUUUAAUUGGUUGCUUUCCCAGACUUGGGUCAGUUCUUUCUGAGGACAUGUUGGUGAAGGAACAAAUGCUUUUUAUUCACACUGAUAAAACAUACUGCAGAGGACAUCCCUCUUAGCUGGGAUACUUUUACUCCUUAAGAGCUUGGCGUUGUGGAUUGUUAAUGUGUGUGACUUUACCCCUAUUCUUUCUCCAAUAUGAUUUUUUAGAAAAGAAUUUUCUACUAGUCACUGUGUUGUUAUUUAUCAGAUGUGCUAUUUCAUGAUUUGCUUAAUCCUCAAGUCAUAAGAUAACUUUUGAGAUGCUGGGAACCUUCAACAUGGCCCCCUACCACUUUUUUUUUUCUUUUCUUGA
Messenger RNA from Microcebus murinus (gray mouse lemur), 1340 nucleotides. RefSeq names its product stromal cell derived factor 2 (gene SDF2). Lineage: Eukaryota; Metazoa; Chordata; Mammalia; Primates; Cheirogaleidae. The record is from RefSeq and is a predicted model, not a curated record.